GAUUCAUGCCUAAACCCAAAAUUGUUUGGCUGCCGCCUCUUCUUCCUCGACGUGUACCUUCUCUCUUCAACCCUAGCUUAGGGUUUAUGCUCUAAAACCCUCUUGGGGGAUCGAAAUCUUAUUCCAGGUUUUGUCGGAGUAGAAAAAAAAUGCUUGUGUUGUUUGAAACUCCUGCCGGGUUUGCCCUGUUUAAAGUUCUGGAUGAAGGCAAGCUUUCAAAAGUUGAGGACUUGUGGAAGGACUUUUCCAGCGCAGACACUGCUAGACAGGUGGUCAAGUUGAAAGCGUUUUCUAAGUUCGAGAACACUUCAGAAGCUCUAGAAGCAGCGACUUUACUAAUUGAUGGAAAAGCAAGCAAAGGUCUUCGCAAGUUCUUGCGUGUUCAUUGUGAAAAUGAAACACUUGGUGUGGCCGAUUCAAAACUUGGGAAUGUGAUUAAAGAGAAAUUGAAAAUCGAUUGUAUUCACAACAAUGCAGUCAUGGAGUUGAUGAGAGGUGUCAGAAAUCAGUUAACUGAACUCAUAUCUGGUCUAGCUGUUCAAGACAUGGCUCCAAUGAGCCUGGGUUUAUCCCAUAGCUUAUCCAGAUACAAGUUGAAGUUUAGCGCAGAUAAGGUGGAUACCAUGAUUGUGCAAGCUAUUGGUUUACUUGAUGAUCUUGAUAAAGAGUUGAAUACAUAUGCCAUGAGGGUUCGUGAAUGGUAUGGUUGGCAUUUUCCCGAACUUACUAAAAUAGUACAAGAUAACAUCCAAUAUGCAAGGGCAGUCAAGUUGAUGGGUGAUCGUGUCAAUGCAGCUGAGCUUGAUUUCUCUGAGAUUUUGUCUGAGGAAGUGGAGGCAGAACUUAAGGAGGCAGCUGUAAUAUCUAUGGGAACUGAAAUCGGUGAUCUUGAUUUGGCAAAUAUUAGGGAACUCUGUGACCAGGUUUUGGCUCUUUCGGAAUACAGGGCACAACUAUAUGAUUAUCUGAAGAGCAGGAUGAACACCAUUGCACCCAAUUUGACUGCGAUGGUUGGGGAGCUUGUUGGUGCUCGUCUCAUUGCCCAUGGUGGUAGCUUAUUAAAUCUUGCAAAGCAGCCUGGUAGCACUGUGCAGAUUCUUGGUGCUGAGAAGGCUCUCUUCAGGGCACUGAAGACUAAGCAUGCUACUCCGAAGUAUGGUCUUAUAUACCAUGCAUCUUUGAUUGGUCAGGCAGCUGCAAAGUUCAAGGGGAAAAUUUCUCGGUCACUUGCUGCAAAGACAGCAUUGGCUAUUAGGUGUGACGCACUUGGAGAUGGCCAAGACAACACCAUGGGAUUGGAGAACAGAGCCAAGCUUGAGGCGCGAUUGAGGAACCUUGAAGGGAAAGAGUUGGGUCGUUUUGCCGGUUCUGCUAAGGGAAAACCUAAGAUAGAAGCAUAUGACAAGGACAGAAAGAAAGGAGCGGGAGGACUGAUCACCCCGGCUAAGACAUAUAAUGCUUCGGCUGAUUCAGUUAUCGGGCAAAUUGUCAAUUCCGCCAUGGAUGAGGAUAAACAAGAGGCUUCUGUUGCUGAUAAAAAGAAAGAAAAGAAGAAAAAGAAGGGGAAAAAUGAAGAGGAACCAACUGUUCAAGCUGAUGUUGCUGAGGAGCCAGAACCCGAAGUUGAGAAGAAAGAAAAGAAGAAGAAAAGGAAGGAGGCUAGUGAGAAUACUGAGUUGCAGAAUGGGAAUGGAGACAUGAAUGCAGGAGAGAAGAAGAAAAAACGGAAAAAGCAUGCAGAGCAAGAAGAAUCUCCUGAAAUGCCAAGCAAGAAGAAAGGGAAAAAAAAGAAAACUGAAAACUAAAGUUUAAUAGCGGUGUAGUCAUCUACUAAUCUGGUGAAUGACAACCAUUUUUGUAUACUUCUGGCAGGUCGGUAGUUUGUUCGGUAAAAUUUUUGUUUUCAUUUUUAUGCAACUUGUAGCCUUAUAUACAUCCUUAUUAUUUUUUAAUGGGAUACAUUCCUUCUUUC
Vigna angularis (adzuki bean) is the source of this 1972-nucleotide messenger RNA. Its product is annotated as probable nucleolar protein 5-2. The record is from RefSeq and is a predicted model, not a curated record. Gene Ontology annotation, molecular function: snoRNA binding. NCBI's taxonomy places the organism in Eukaryota, Viridiplantae, Streptophyta, Magnoliopsida, Fabales, Fabaceae. Gene Ontology annotation, cellular component: box C/D methylation guide snoRNP complex; small-subunit processome. Bases 150 to 1805 code for a protein of 551 amino acids. The transcript has 9 exons.